AUGGCCAUAGAAGGGGCAAAUCUCACCCGGGUCUCCGAGUUCCUGCUCCUGGGCCUCUCGGAGGAUCCCAAGCGACAGCAGCUGCUGUUCACGCUCUUCCUGAGCAUGUACCUAGUCACGGGGCUUGGGAACCUGCUCAUCGUCCUGGCCAUCGCCACGGACGACCGGCUCCACACCCCCAUGUACUUCUUCCUGGCCAACCUGGCCUUCGUGGACAUCUGCUUCACCUCCACGACCGUCCCCAAGAUGCUAUCCAAUCACGUGGCAGGACACAAAGGGAUCCCUUACGCCGGCUGCCUGACCCAGAUGUUCUUUUUCAUCUGGUUCGCGGGCGUAGACAGCUUCCUGCUGACCGCCAUGGCCUACGACCGCUAUGCGGCCAUCUGUCACCCUCUGCACUACGCCACGUCUGUGACGCCACAGCUCUGCGGCCUGCUGGUGGUGGCGUCCUGGACCGCCGCCUUCGGGAACGCCUUGACCCACACGGUCUUACUGACCCGCGUCUCGUUCUGCACCUGCAACCGGAUCCCGCAUUUCUUCUGUGAUCUCAGCCCGCUGCUGCAGCUGGCCUGCUCCGACACGUUUCUCAACCAUGUGGUGGUGUACACCGUGGGCGCCCUGCCGAUCAUCGCCCCCUUCGUGGGUAUCUUGGUCUCCUAUACGCGCAUCUUUGCUGCUGUGUUGAGGAUCCCAUCGGCAGGAGGGAAGUGGAAGGCUUUCUCCACCUGUGGUUCUCACCUCUCUGUGGUGUCCCUGUUCUACGGGACGCUCAUCGGGGUUUAUUUCAGCCCCAUGUCCUCCCACACGGCCCAGAAGGACACAGCUGCUGCAGUGAUGUACACCGUGGUCACCCCCAUGCUGAACCCCUUCAUCUACAGCCUGCGCAACAGUAACAUGAAGGGUGCUCUGGGGGCCCUUCUCAGCAGGAAGCCAGUUAUCAUUGGGUGGCCACAGAGUUGA
Molecule: messenger RNA, 960 nt
Organism: Galeopterus variegatus (Sunda flying lemur)
Lineage: Eukaryota; Metazoa; Chordata; Mammalia; Dermoptera; Cynocephalidae
Product: olfactory receptor 1361-like
Exons: 1
Coding region: 1-960 (319 amino acids)
Biological process (GO): G protein-coupled receptor signaling pathway
Cellular component (GO): membrane
Molecular function (GO): G protein-coupled receptor activity; olfactory receptor activity
Source: RefSeq, a predicted model, not a curated record